GUGUGUGUGUGUGUGUGUAUCAAAGUGCACAGUCACGUGACAGUUGACAGUUUCAGGAAGUCUUGCUGUGAGAAAUCUAAUUACAAGACAUGGCGAGCGGAUGUGUGUUACUGUGCAUCAUGUUGGUGUCCAGUGUGACAGGCGUACUUGCUGCAGCUCAGCCUGGUUUCAUAGAGAGCCUCCUGUUGGCCGCUAAUCAGCGUCCUUGGCUGUGGGGUGUUUACGUAUUCACUGUCGGACUUCCCAUCAUUCUCUUCAUUAGCUUCAUGUGGCCUGAUAAGAGGUUUGGUCCUCCUGAUCAGCCGUAUUACUACAUAACAUCUGAAGAUGAUCGGCAGGUCGACCCUGAAUCCUCUCAAAGGACAGAAUCACCAAAUAUCAAAGGGCAGGCUGACAGAGGGAGGCGGAGAGGAACCCACGGGAAGUCUGACUAGGACCUGCAGGUGGAACUGACACUAACAAUAACUUGCAACGAGUCCUGCACGUCUCAAAUCAACAUGCAGAUCCACCUUGCGGGGACCCCGAGUGAAAAACAAGGGAGCAGCUGAAGGGACUUAUUUUUUUUCUUUAGAAAACAUGAACAUUUCCAAGUCGUUGAAUAUGUCUUGGACUGAGUUUUCAUUCAUCAACAAGUACAAUCAGUAUGUUACUGUAUGUGCAGGCAGAUCUCAGACCUGAGUGGUUGUACAAGCACAUCUUCAGUGUUUGAUUUCAACUCCACCGUGGUGGUGUACAGGGGCCAAAUGGCCAAAAUGAAUUCCUAAAAAUAAAAAAAAUAAAAAAAAAAGGACCCAUGUACAGGAAGUUUCUGUCUGGCCCAAAUACUUAUGGACCAGACAGAAGCUU
Thalassophryne amazonica is the source of this 846-nucleotide messenger RNA. Its product is annotated as calnexin-like. The transcript has 5 exons. The record is from RefSeq and is a predicted model, not a curated record. NCBI's taxonomy places the organism in Eukaryota, Metazoa, Chordata, Actinopteri, Batrachoidiformes, Batrachoididae. The coding region runs from base 90 to 434 and encodes 114 amino acids.